UGACAAGAAAAUAUUUCGAAUAAACUGAAUUUCAAAGAUUCAAUAAAGCCCAAAGCUUAAACAGAGCUUAAAUACAAGAUGUCAGACAAUCGUUAUAUAGUUGGCUAUGCUAAACUGGGAACAUCAAGCUGUAAAAAAUGUAAAACAAAGAUUGGAAAGGGAGAUAUGAGAAUUGGUAAAGUUGUCUCCAAUCCUUUUAGUGAAGAUGGAGGGGAUAUGAAACAGUGGUUUCAUCCAUCAUGUAUUUUUGAAACAUUUGUCAGAGCACGAGCAACUACCAAGAAAAUUGAAGAUCCUGAUGAUUUAGAAGAUUUUAAAGAUUUAAAGGAUGAAGAUAAAGAUGUGAUUAAUCAACUCAUCAAAGAUUUCUUAGCUAAAGCUGGUUCGAAAACAAGUAAAACACCAGUGAAAAAGAAAGCUCCAGUGACUCAAUCCAAAUUACCAUUUUCUCCACCUAAAGUUGAAACCAGCACUAAAGAAACCAAACCAUCAACAAGUAAAAUUGAUGAUGACAUAGAAUAUGAUACCAACAUGUCACCAGAGGCAGAGAAAGAUAACUCAUUCAGGGAGUUCCGUAGAUUAUGUGCACUUAUAGCUGAAGAGAAUUCUUACACUGGUAAAACCGCUAUUGUAUCUAAAUAUAUUAAAAAGGGCAGCAAUGGUGAUAAGUAUCAAGGCAGUGUAUAUCUAUUAUUAAAACUCUUAUUACCUGGUGUUGUUAAAAGAGUCUAUAAUCUAAAUAAUAAACAGUUGGUGAAGCUCUUCAGUCAAAUAUUUGGAUGUAUAUUAGCUGAUAUGGUAGAAGACCUUGACAAGGGUGAUGUUGCAGAAACUAUUAAGACAUUUUUUGAACAGAGUAAAACUCUAGAACCACAGAGGAAAAGUAAACUGUCUAUACAACAGGUUGAUUUUCUACUUGAAGAAUUAUCAAAAGUCACUAAAGAAGAUGACCAACAGAGAAUUCUUACUAAAAUGGCUAAAAGAUGUACGUCCAAUGAUUUAAAGAUGUUUAUAAGGUUGAUAAAACAUGAUUUAAGAAUUAACUCAGGAGCCAAACACGUAUUAGAGGCCUUAGAUCCAAAUGCUUACGAAGCAUUUCAAGCUUCACGUAACUUAGAAGAUGUUGUUGAAAGAGUUUUAUCCAAUCAGAAAGAAGCGAGUGAAAAUGGUAAACCAGGAAUGGUGAAGAAACUGAGUGUUAAAGCUAUGUUAAUGACACCAGUGUUACCAAUGUUGGCUGAAGCUUGUCGUUCAGUACAGCAAGCUAUGAAGAAAUGUCCCAAUGGAUUUUAUGCUGAGAUUAAGUAUGAUGGUGAGAGGGUUCAAGUUCAUAAAAAGGGAACUGAAUUUAGAUAUUUUAGUAGAAGUUUAAAACCAGUAGUUCCUCACAAAGUCAAUCAUUUUAAAGAUUAUAUCCCAAAAGCUUUUCCCACUGGUAAUGAUUUAAUAUUGGAUGCUGAAGUUUUAUUGGUGGAUACAAAAACUGGGCAGCCAUUACCAUUUGGUUCACUUGGUGUUCACAAGAAAGCAGCAUUCCAGGAUGCCUCUGUUUGUUUGUUUGUAUUUGAUUGUUUACAUAUUAAUGGUAUUAAUCUCAUGGAAAAACCUCUUAAAGAAAGAAGAAAAGUUUUACAAGAAAAUAUGACAGAAGUAAAAGAUCAUGUUAAAUUUUCAGAAUAUCAACACAUUACAAAAGUGCCUAAUCUACAGGAACUGAUGGAUAAAGUGUUUCAGGAAGGAUUAGAAGGUCUGGUUUUAAAAGAUGUUAAUGGUUUGUAUGAACCAGGUAAAAGACAUUGGUUAAAAGUUAAAAAAGACUAUCUACACGAGGGCAGUAUGGCUGAUUCAGCAGAUCUUGUUGUGUUGGGAGCCUACUAUGGUACAGGCAACAAAGGUGGUUUGAUGUCCAUAUUUUUAUUGGGUGUUUACGAUCAGAUGACCAAAAAAUGGUGUACAGUUACCAAAAUAGGAAAUGGUCUUGACGAUAAAACAUUAGACCGACUUCAGACCGAACUUGAUAUGGUGAAAAUCAGUAAAGAUGUCACAAAGGUACCAGGAUGGCUCAACAUCAAGAAAACUGUUGUCCCUGAUUUUGUUGUGGCUGAUCCCAAAAAUGCUCCAGUGUGGGAAAUCAUCGGAGCUGAAUUUAGUAAAGCUGAGAUCCAUACUGCUGAUGGCAUCUCCAUCCGCUUUCCAAGAGUACAGAAAAUCCGCGAUGACAAGAAUUGGGAGACUGCUACAGAUUUAUCUAGAUUAAAGAAAUUGUAUGAAAAAUCUAAAGAGCGGACAGAUAUAGGUGGUACUGAGGAUGAGGAGGACUCUAACUCGAGUUUUAUAUCUGCCACAUCUCAAACUACCCCUACAGUGUCACCUGUUAAACGUAAAGCUGAAUCCUUAACCCCUUCAUCUUCUCCUUUAAAAAAGAUGAAGCCAUCAUGUAAAUAUGGAGAAAACUGCUACCAGACAAGCCCAGCUCACAAAAAAAACUUUGACCACAAGGCAGCCACUCCUGUCAAAUCUUCUUCCAAUAAAUUACCAGAUAUUUUUACUGGAUGUAAAAUCUAUCUGCCUAACAAUAUAGAUAAAUAUAAAGUAUUAAAACGUUAUGUUAUUGCCUUUAAUGGAGAUAUUGUAGCUGAAUUUGACAAAAAUACAGCCACACAUUUGAUAUCAACUUAUGGAAAUUCAAUCAAUGCAAGUGUUAAAGGAAAAACAGUCAUUGAUAAAUGGUUAUGGACUUGUAUUAAAACCAAAUCAUUAGUUCCAACAACUAAAUAUCUUAUAACAUGAAAAAUAGUCAAAAAUUGUUGGACGACUAAGGAAGUAAUACAAUCUUUAUGUAAUAGGACCUGAAAAGUAGUAAUGUUUUAUCUGAAAUUUCUAACUUGAUGAUAACUUUCAUGAUAUUAUGUGAUUAGACCUUCAUGCAAAUUUGGAUGAUGUUAUGCAAAAAUCAGUAUCUUUAAAAUUAAAAAGUUCUUUUAUACAUUAGUCAUAUAUAUUUGUCUUAGUGAUGUGUUUUUUUUUAUUGUAUGUUUAAUCAUUUACUAUUUUACACUUGUUAUUCUGUUUAAAUCCUGUUUACAUAGUCAUAUACUUAAUAAUUAUAAUGAUCAU
Molecule: messenger RNA, 3117 nt
Organism: Lottia gigantea (owl limpet)
Lineage: Eukaryota; Metazoa; Mollusca; Gastropoda; Lottiidae
Exons: 23
Coding region: 79-2790 (903 amino acids)
Biological process (GO): DNA biosynthetic process; double-strand break repair via alternative nonhomologous end joining; mitochondrial DNA repair
Cellular component (GO): DNA ligase III-XRCC1 complex
Molecular function (GO): DNA binding; DNA ligase (ATP) activity; ATP binding
Source: RefSeq, a predicted model, not a curated record